Molecule: messenger RNA, 6049 nt
Organism: Chinchilla lanigera (long-tailed chinchilla)
Lineage: Eukaryota; Metazoa; Chordata; Mammalia; Rodentia; Chinchillidae
Gene: Cntnap4
Product: contactin associated protein-like 4
Source: RefSeq, a predicted model, not a curated record
AGCAGGACUCCAGCGUUCAGAGCUGCUCAAGAUCUUUUGGGGAGCUCAAUAAACCUGAACAUGAGGUCUAUCACCGGAGCUGUCCUCAACAUGCUACUUCUGUUAUCUACUCAAAAUUGGAGCAAAGUGGAAGCUGGCAAUUCCUAUGAUUGUGAUGAUCCUCUUGUAUCUGCUUUGCCUCAGGCAUCCUUCAGCAGCUCUUCUGAGCUCUCCAGCAGCCAUGGUCCUGGCUUUGCCAGGCUGAAUAGAAGAGAGGGAGCCGGAGGCUGGUCCCCACUUGUGUCAAAUAAAUACCAGUGGUUGCAGAUUGACCUUGGAGAGAGAAAGGAGAUCAACUCUGUCACCACCCAAGGGGGAUAUGGGAGCUCCAGCUCUGUGACCAGCUACCUCCUGAUGUUCAGCAACAGCGGCAGGAACUGGAAACAGUAUCGACAAGAAGACAGCAUCUGGGGUUUUGCAGGGAAUGCAAAUGCAGACAGUGUAGUGUACUAUCGGCUCCAGCCUUCUAUCAAAGCCAGAUUUCUACGCUUCACCCCUCUAGAAUGGAGCCCCAAGGGCAGAAUUGGAAUGAGAAUCGAAGUGUUUGGAUGUGCAUACCGAUCAGAGGUGAUUGAUCUUGAUGGAAAAAGUUCACUUCUGUACAGAUUUGAUGAACAGUCCCUGAGCCCAAUAAAAGAUAUCAUUUCCUUGAAGUUUAAAGCCAUGCAGAGUGAUGGAGUUCUACUGCACAGAGCAGGGCCGAGCGGAGAUCAUAUCACACUGGAAUUAAAAAGAGGAAAACUCUUUCUACUUAUUAAUUCAGGUGCAGCUAAACUGCCCUCUACCCACACCCUGGUCAAUCUCACCCUGGGAAGCCUGCUGGACGAUCAGCACUGGCAUUCUGUGCUCAUCCAGCGUUUGGGCAAGCAGGUCAACUUCACAGUGGACGAGCACAGGCGUCGUUUCCACACACAGGGAGAAUUCAAUUACCUGGAUCUCGAUUAUGAGAUCAGCUUUGGAGGGAUUUCAGCACCUUCAAAAUCAGUAUCAUUCCCACUGAGCAAUUUCCAUGGAUGUUUAGAAAAUCUCUAUUACAAUGGAGUGGAUAUCAUUGAUUUGAUCAAGAAGCAAAACCCACAGAUCAUCAUGACGGGAAAUGUGUCGUUUUCUUGCUCACAACCACAGUCUGUGCCUCUGACUUUCCUGAGCUCCAGGAGUUACUUGGCACUGCCAGCCUUUUCCAGAGACGACGAGCUAUCGGUCAGUUUUCAAUUUCGCACCUGGAAUAAGGCGGGACUUCUGCUCUUCAGUGAACUGCGUCUCAUUUCCGGGGGUCUUCUCCUCUCACUCAGCGAUGGAAAACUUAAGCUGAAUCUCCAUCCACCGGGAAAAUUACCCAGUGACAUCACAGCAGGUGGAGGCUUGAAUGAUGGACAGUGGCACUCCAUCUCCCUAUAUGCGAAAAGAAAUCACCUGAGUUUGACAGUAGACAGCCACGUGACCUCCGCUUCUCCUCUGCUGGGGCCUGAAAUUUAUUCAGGUGGCACUUAUUAUUUUGGAGGUUGUCCUGAAAAAAGCUUUGCAUCAAAGUGUCAAAACUCACUUGGAGGAUUCCAGGGAUGUAUGAGACUUAUUUCCAUCAGUAAUGAAGUGGUGGACCUGAUCUCUGUUCAGCAGGGGUCUCUUGGAAACUUCAGUGACCUUCAGAUAGACUCCUGUGGCAUCUCAGAUAGGUGUUUGCCUAACUAUUGUGAGCAUGGAGGUGAAUGUUCUCAGUCCUGGAGCACCUUUCACUGUAACUGUACCAACACUGGCUACACGGGAGCCACCUGCCAUAGCUCUAUCUACGAGCAGUCAUGUGAAGCUUAUAAACACAGAGGGAAUACCUCAGGGUUUUAUUAUAUAGAUUCCGACGGAAGUGGUCCUCUGGGACCGUUUCUUCUCUAUUGCAACAUGACUGAAACUGCAUGGGCCAUCAUACAGCACAACGGCUCUGACUUCACGAGAGUCAGGCGUACUCAUCCCGAUCACCCAUAUGCUGGGAUUUUCGAGUACACAGCCAGCAUGGAGCAACUCCAGGCCACGAUUAACCGUGCGGAACACUGCGAACAGGAGCUUGCUUACUAUUGCAAGAAGUCACGGCUUGUAAAUCAGCAAGAUGGAACUUCUCUGAGCUGGUGGGUUGGAAGAACCAAUGAAACACAAACUUACUGGGGAGGUUCUGUGCCUGACCCGCAAAAAUGUACUUGUGGCUUGGAAGGGAACUGCAUUGAUGAUCAAUAUCACUGCAACUGUGACGCUGACCGGAGUGAAUGGACCAAUGACACUGGAUUCCUUUCUUAUAAAGAACAUCUGCCAGUGACUAAGAUAGUGAUUACAGACACGGGUCGGCCCCAUUCAGAAGCAGCCUAUAAACUUGGGCCUCUACUCUGCCAGGGAGACAAGUUGUUUUGGAAUUCGGCCUCCUUCAAUACUGAGGCUUCAUACCUUCACUUUCCGACUUUCCAUGGAGAACUUAGCGCGGAUGUGUCUUUCUUUUUUAAGACCACAGCUUUAUCUGGGGUAUUUCUAGAGAACCUGGGGAUUACUGAUUUUAUACGAAUAGAGCUACGCUCUCCAACCACAGUGACCUUUUCAUUUGAUGUGGGGAAUGGGCCUUUCGAAAUCUCUGUUCAGUCACCCACCCAAUUCAGUGACAACCAGUGGCAUCACGUUAGGGUGGAAAGGAACAUGAAGGAGGCCUCCAUUCAAGUUGACCAGCUGUCGCCAAAGGUACAGGUUGCUCCGGCUGACGGUCACGUCCUUCUACAGCUCAACAGCCAGCUCUUUGUGGGUGGGACGGCAACGAGACAGAGAGGCUUUCUGGGAUGCAUCCGGUCACUGCAACUGAACGGGGUCGCCCUGGAUCUGGAAGAAAGAGCCACAGUGACUCCCGGGGUACAGCCAGGCUGUCAAGGCCAUUGCGGCAGCUACGGGAAAUUGUGUCGCAAUGGAGGCAAGUGCAAGGAAAAGCCCAGUGGGUUCUUCUGCGACUGCUCUUCCUCUGCCUUCGUAGGGCCAUUCUGCUCCGAUGAGAUUUCUGCAUAUUUUGGAUCUGGCUCAUCGGUGAUUUACAAUUUUCAAGAAAAUUAUUCCUUAAGCAAAAACUCCAGCUCCCAUGCUGCUUCAUUUCAUGGUGAUAUGAAGCUGAGCAGAGAAAUGAUUACACUGAGCUUCCGAACGACAAGAACACCAAGCUUACUGCUUUAUAUGAGCUCCUUUUACAAAGAAUACCUUUCAGUUAUCAUUGCCAGAAAUGGAAGUUUGCAAAUAAGGUACAAACUAAAUAGAUAUCAAGAACCUGAUGUUAUUAACUUUGAUUUUAAAAGCAUGGCUGAUGGGCAACUGCACAACUUAAAGAUUAACCGAGAGGAAGGAGUGGUCAUUGUGGAGAUUGAUGAGAGCAUAGAGAGACAAGUGUACCUGUCCUCAGGCACUGAGUUCACUGCAGUCAAAUCUCUGGUCCUGGGAAGGAUGUUAGAGCACGGCCAUGUGGACCCCGACACAGCGCUGGCUGGCGCGCACGGCUUCACGGGCUGCCUCUCGGCGGUGCAGCUCAGCCACGUGGCCCCUCUGAAAGCCGCCCUGCACCCCAGCCGCCCAGCACCUGUCACCGUCACCGGGCAUGUGACCGAAGCCAGCUGCGUGGCCCCUGCUGGCACUGAUGCCACCUCCAGGGAAAGGACACAUUCAUUUGCAGAUCAUUCCGGAACAGUGGAUGACAGGGAACCCCUCACACAUGCAAUCAAAAGUGACUCAGCAGUAAUCGGAGGUUUGAUAGCUGUUGUGAUCUUUAUCUUGCUUUGCAUCACUGCCAUAGCUGUUCGCAUUUAUCAGCAGAAAAGGUUAUACAAAAGAAAUGAGGCAAAAAGGUCAGAGAAUGCAGGCAGUGCUGAAACUGUUUUGAAAAGUGAGCUUAAUAUGCAAAAUGCAGUGAAUGAAAAUCAGAAAGAGUACUUCUUCUGAUUGGCACCUGUGAUUUUACCUAUACCGAUGACAGUUUGUUUUAAUAGCCAGGGGCUCUGCAAUGGACAAGAACUGUUCUUACCCUGAAUGUACAGGCGAUGGAUUUGCAGCACUGCCAUCUCGCCCUGUCCAGGCUCGGAUGGCUCCAGGAGGCCUCAUAGAGUGACGUUCUUCUCAUGGCGGUCAUUCUGUGUAACAAAGAAUUAGACAUUGCUGUUAAUUUCCAGCUGUCCCAACAUGAUCUAAAACCAGUUUAACUUGCUCAGUGACUACAGUUUUUAAAUGUGAAAACUGUAGUACCAGUCUCUUAACUGUGUAAUACAUAAGUUUUGUUAGAGAUAAAAAGUCAAAAUUGGAUUCUAAUGACCUUGCUUUGUUUGAGAACAUAUGCUGCAUUUGCUUUAGUCUUCCCCUGGUGUUGUUCAUAGACCUGGAAAUGCUUCUAAGCUCCUGUUUGGCUGGUGUUUGCAUCUUCAGUGGCCAAAAUAUAUAAAGCCCUUUGCCUUUCUCUGUAUUACAUUCAAUACAUCAGUCGUCUGGAAAAAUGUUUUGUUGUCUUUGGCUUGUUUGUAUUGCUCUUUUUCUAUUUGACUCUUCUUAAUGAUUUUGGUUGCAUUUGCUUUUGAGUGUCUGAUUUUAGCUCUGAACAUACAAUUCGUUUGUAAAAAGACUCGAAGUGCGGUGGUUGUCCAUACGUGCUGUCUUACCUUUAAAAGCUUUCUCCUUUAUUUGUUAUCAGUGUUUGAUGGUGACAGUAAUUAAGACCCUGAGUAAUUCCAACUUCCCAAAGACUGUAAAAUGUUUUCAAUUAAAUGUGUUGAUUAUGUAGAAAAAACAAUUCUUAACACAGCAAAAAUUAUUUUUAAUUACAACUGUAAUACCUCGAAUGAAAUACACUUCUGAGAAUAUUUUCCCAAAACCUUAUGUCAGUUUUUUGUAGGUUUAUAUUUCUGUUUUUCCACAAUGUACCAUCAGCUUUUCUUGAUCUCCCAUGACUAUAUUCCAUGUAGUAUCUUCUUACAUAUUAGAAAAAAAGUAACAGAUUGAACUAUGGAGCUCCGUUUCCCAUGCUAAGCAUUCUAACAUAUGUACCCCUUCAGGCAUGAACUUUUAAUGUACACUUUUUGAAAUAUCAGCUGCAGCCAUGCCCCUUUUUCUAGACAACUGGUAGCCUAACUAAACAAUGUUCAUUGUAAGGUAAAAUAGCAUAUUACAUAAUGCGUACUAAAUCUCUCCUUCUAGUCACUUCCUUUGAAGAUGAUGGAGUUAGCUUCUCAGAAAGUAUCAACAAUCAAUGAAAUCCACUAACUAAUGCAUUCUGAUUCGAGUAUAUAUACACACUAGGAGAUUGAGGAAUUAUCAAUAACCUUAUAGAACUGUUACUUAAUUCUGAAGCCAUGUAAAUAAGAGACUUCCUUGGAACAAUCUCUGUGUUCCAUGAGACAGUUAACUAAUACAGGCACUUUGCUGUUCGUGCUCACACCUCCAAGUGCCUCCCAAGUAAAAAUUAGAUUCCUUAGUCUGGAUGUACUAGAAAAUCUAGAGAUAGGCACACUCAUCAUUACUGUCCUCUUACUUUAUACGCCUUCCUUGUUAGCACGUAUAAAACCUUUCUGUCUCUUCUCGUAGCGCUGCAUCCAUAUUGAUGUUUCUGUAAUGCCUGAAAAUUUGAAGGACCUGAAUUAGCGUAACAGUUCCUGAAGGGCUGCUGUUGGUAAAUGACGUACAGUUUUUUUAAAUUGGAAGACCUGUGGUGACAAGGGAAAGAUUUAACAUAGAAAUGGCAGUGUUUGUUCAAUGUAAAGAUGAAUGCAACCAUUACCACAGCUCUGAAUCUUUUCCAAGUGUUUGUUUUAUUUAGUGGCAGUAUUAACCUUGUCGGUGGGUAGAAUGUAGACAGGUUUGCAGAUGGUGAAGCUACAUAGUCCUCUGUGGUUUGCAUUGCUAGAGGCUGCAGCAUUUUGAUAUCAAAAUGCAUUGACAUGUUAUAGACCAUGGUUUUGAUUUGCUGAUUUGUAAUUGAUUCCUUUCUUUUUUCUUAAUAAAAUGCAUUUUUGAAAUAAAA